AUGAGCACAAGCAAUGGCUCAUUGGCGGCGCACAGCGAGAGCCGCGACGGCGGCAUCGCCGUCGACCUCUUCCCGUUCCUGCGCGUGUACAACGACGGCCGCGUCAGGGAGUUCGUGAGGCACAAGAAGAUGGGCGCGUCGUCCGACGAGAGAAGCCGAAAUGGGGUCGUGACGAAGGACGUCGUCGUCGACGGCGAGACCGGAGUGUCCGUUCGCCUGUUCCUCCCCAUCGACGCCGCCCAGGCCGCCGCCGAAGACGGCAGGAGGCUCCCCUUGGUCGUCUACAUCCAUGGCGGCGGCUUCUGCACGGGGAGCGCCUCGGCCGAGAUGUUCCACAACUACGCGGACUCCCUCGCCGCUCACGCCGUGGCGGUCGUCGUCUCCGUGGACUACCGCCUCGCGCCGGAGCAUCCCAUACCGGCGGCCUACGACGACGCGUGGGCCGCGCUCCGGUGGGCAGCGGCUUCAAGCGGCGGCCUCUCCGACGACGCCUGGGUCGGCAGCUACGCCGACCGGACGUGCAUGUUCCUCGCCGGCGAGAGCUCCGGCGCCAACAUCGUGCACAACGUGGCGCUACGGGCCGGCACCGCCCGCAACGCCGGCGACAUCGACAUCGAGGGCAUGAUACUCCUGCAGCCAUACUUCUGGGGCACCGAGAGGCUACCCUUCGAGAAACCGUGCGCCUGGCGCACCAAGCCGAAGCUGCUGCCUGAGAGGGUCGACAACCUCUGUCCGUACGUCACGGCGGGCGCCGCCGGCAACGACGAUCCCCGGAUCAACCCUCCCGCGAAGGACAUAGCACUGCUGCCAUGCCGCCGAGCGCUGGUGGCCGUGGCCACGGAGGACGUCCUGCGGGACCGCGGCCGCCGUCACCACGAGCUACUCCGCGACGGCGCCGGGUGGGGCGACAGGGCGCAGCUCGUGGUGUCCAGGCGGAAGGACCACUGCUUCCAUCUCCUGCCGGAAUAUAGCUCCGACGACGAGACCAAGGAGCUCAUGGACCACGUCACCAAGUUCAUCGCCGAGGGCAAGACCACGCCGCCGAUCAGCAUGCCGAUGGAGGUGGAGGGUGUCGGUAGGAAGACGACGGCAAGGACGGUGCCAAGUCGCGGCGGCGCAAGGUGUUGCGCGGCGCAAAUUGCACCAACGGUACCUCGACGCUCUGGAUUUGGAGUGAGGCCGCUCAGUAAUAAGGUGCAGAAGUAUCAUCUUCCUGCAGCUGCUCUAGGGAGGAGCGUGCUGAAGAGUUAUUUCUGA
Oryza brachyantha (malo sina) is the source of this 1257-nucleotide messenger RNA. Its product is annotated as probable carboxylesterase 12. The record is from RefSeq and is a predicted model, not a curated record. Lineage: Eukaryota; Viridiplantae; Streptophyta; Magnoliopsida; Poales; Poaceae. Bases 1 to 1257 code for a protein of 418 amino acids. The transcript has a single exon. Gene Ontology annotation, molecular function: hydrolase activity.